AUGCCUCAAAUAGCUCCUUUACUCUGACUUUAUUUGUACAUCUUUUUUUUACUUAGAUUUAUUAUUUUUUUAAUAAUCAAUUAUUUUAUUAAACCUUUUGAAACUAUUGACUCUAACAUUAUUAGAAAAUCUUCAACACACUUCUUUAACUGAAAAUUAUAG
Messenger RNA from Portunus trituberculatus (swimming crab), 162 nucleotides. The record is from the annotation of a RefSeq genome assembly. Lineage: Eukaryota; Metazoa; Arthropoda; Malacostraca; Decapoda; Portunidae.